This is a messenger RNA of Archocentrus centrarchus (flier cichlid), 1470 nucleotides long. Its product is annotated as nuclear factor 7, ovary-like. The record is from RefSeq and is a predicted model, not a curated record. NCBI's taxonomy places the organism in Eukaryota, Metazoa, Chordata, Actinopteri, Cichliformes, Cichlidae. Bases 46 to 1470 code for a protein of 474 amino acids. The transcript has a single exon. Gene Ontology annotation, molecular function: zinc ion binding; protein binding.
AGACACUUCCUCUCUGGACGGCUCACCGUCUCCAUUGUUGAUAAAAUGUCCUCUCAGUCUGAAAAGGAUCUCUGCUGUCCCGUCUGCUACGACAUCUUCAGAGAUCCCAUCAUCCUCUCAUGCAGCCACAGCUUCUGCAAAGACUGUCUGCAGACGUGGUGGAGGGAGAAUCCAGUGCACACCUGCCCGCUUUGUAAGAAGACAAACCUGUUAGAGGAUCCUCCCUGUAACCUGGUGUUGAAGAACCUGUGUGAGGCCUUCUUACUGCAGAGAGAUCUCAAAGCUUCUGCAGAGUCUGAGCCUCUCUGCAGUCUGCACUCUGAGAAACUCAGACUCUUCUGCCUGGAUCAUCAGCAGCCAGCGUGCGUCGUAUGUCGGGAUUCAAAAGCACACAAAAACCACAAGUUCAGCCCAAUUGAUGAAGCUGCACAGGAUCACAGAAAGGAGCUGCAGGAAUCCCUGAAGCCUUUAAAGGAGCUAAAGAUGAUCACUGAAGGUAUUAAAGAACAGUUUGACCAAACAGCAAAACACAUUAAUGUCCAGGCCCAGCAGACAGAGAGGCAGAUUAAGGAGCAGUUUAAGAAGUUUCAGCAGUUUCUACACGAGGAAGAAGAAGCCAGAAUUGCUGCUCUAAGGGAGGAAGAGGAGCAGAAGAGCCAGAUAAUGAAGAAAAAGAUUGACGAUCUGAACAGAAAGACCGAAGUUCUCUCUGAAACAAUCAGAGCCACACAGGAUGAGCUGAGAGCUGAUGAUGUCCCCUUCCUGCAGAACUACAGGGCCACACUGAACAGAGUCCAGCAGCGCCCUCUGGAGGAGGAUCCACAGCUGGUCUCAGGAGCUCUGAUAGAUGUGGCCAAACAUGUAGGUAACCUGGCCUACAACAUCUGGAAGAAGAUGAAGGAGAUGGUCUCCUACACUCCUGUGAUCCUGGAUCCAAACUCUGCUGAAUUGCACCUCAUCCUCUCUGAAGAUCUGAGUACUGCGAGUCUUGGAGAGACGCAACAGCUUCCUGACAACCCAGAGAGAUUUAACUACGAUCUAAUGGUUUUGGGCUCUGAGGGCUUCGACUCAGGGAUUCACAGCUGGGAUGUUGAGAUUAGAGAUGAUGAAUUUUGGGGCUUUGGGGUGUUAAAGGAGUCUGUUAACAGAAAGGGACAGGUACAGUCUGGUUUCUGGCAAUUAUGUUUAAAUGAAAGGAAAUAUGUAGCAUACUCUCCACCAGUUACAUAUAAAGUUCUCUCAGUGAAGAAGCUGCAGAGGGUCAGAGUUCAGCUGGACUACAACAGAGGGAAGCUCUCAUUCUUUGAUCUGGACACCAACUCACACAUUCACACCUUCAAACACACUUUUACUGAGAAGCUGUUUCCAUACUUUGGCACUGAGAAAGAACCACUGAAGAUUUUACCACUGACCAUAAAAUUGGAACAUCAUAUGAACGUUCUACCAACAGGUUUUUGGUCUCGAUUCUAA